AAAUUGUAAACAAUUAACUAUUUAGUUUUAGCUAAGUUUUGGCCAAAUACUUCUUGUAUUUUUUGAAAAACUGUAUAUUAACUUUUUGAGGACGAAAAAAUCUGUUACUUGAUUAAGACUGUGCAAAUAGUGAUUUAACUAGCCGUGCCUACGUACAUUUAAACAUUCGCAAAGAUUGACCCAAAAUGUUCCGACCGCAACUCUUACAUCAAGUGAGGAGAGCACAUACGACAACUUGGAAGAAAAAUCCUCAAUUGGAUUCAAUAAUUCGCGUCGACCAUGCUGGAGAACUCGGGGCAGAUCGUAUAUAUGCAGGGCAGAUGGCAGUCCUGGGGAACACAGCUGAGGGGCCACUGAUCAAGCACAUGUGGGAGCAAGAGAUUAAACAUAGAGAGAAAUUUGAAGAACUCAUCUCGAAAUAUCGUGUGCGACCAACCGUUAUGACCCCUCUGUGGAAUAUAGCAGGAUUCGCGCUCGGGGCUGGUACAGCACUCUUAGGAAAGGAAGCAGCGAUGGCGUGUACAGUAGCAGUCGAAACUGUCAUAGUGGAUCACUACAAUGAUCAGCUCCGGACCCUCAUGGAAGAUCCUAACGUCGACAAAGAAAUCCUGGAAACGAUCACUAAGUUCAGGGACGAAGAACAAGAACAUCACGACACGGGCAUCGACCACGGAGCCGAACAAGCUCCCUUCUAUAAAGCCUUAACCGAAGUCAUCAAGACUGGUUGUAAAGUCGCUAUUUCUAUAUCGAAGAAGAUUUAGGCAGUGACGGUCAGCAAAAGAUAUAAACUGAGUGGUUUUUUUUUAGUUCAAUAUUUUAGUUUUCUUUAGUUCGUUACAGUAUUUACUUAAAUAUUUUAAUAUAAAAUGAUUCAUGGAGAUCGUUUGUCAACGUACAUGCUUGUUAUGCUGAUUGUAACGAAAGUUUUCUAUACCGAAGCAACGAAUAUUAUUGAAUAUGUUACGG
This is a messenger RNA of Vanessa atalanta (red admiral), 966 nucleotides long. RefSeq names its product 5-demethoxyubiquinone hydroxylase, mitochondrial (gene Coq7). Gene Ontology annotation, cellular component: nucleus; mitochondrial inner membrane. Lineage: Eukaryota; Metazoa; Arthropoda; Insecta; Lepidoptera; Nymphalidae. The record is from RefSeq and is a predicted model, not a curated record. Gene Ontology annotation, biological process: regulation of gene expression; ubiquinone biosynthetic process; regulation of reactive oxygen species metabolic process. Gene Ontology annotation, molecular function: 3-demethoxyubiquinol 3-hydroxylase activity. The coding region runs from base 186 to 761 and encodes 191 amino acids. The transcript is spliced from 4 exons.